AUGACCGAACAGGGUAUUAUCAAUAUUCCCAUUCCACACUACCCACAGUUUAAAUUAAGAUCGUCUUUAACCGAUAAGGAUCCUGUGAUAUGGGCCCAUUUUCUUGAAGCAUAUAUCCAAUUACUCGAUUAUACUUUGCAGGAUGGAAUUGCGAAGCUCACAAUUAAAUCUCAGCAACAACUUCUUGUGUUUAUUCGAACUUAUUUGAAAGAGAGCUAUGAAGAAACAGGGAAAAUAUUUUCAUUAGGUGCGAUAAAUCCUGACAUUCAACGCAACGGGGAAAUUUUAAGAGCAAUGGUGUUCAAGGUGGUUAGAGCUUACAGCUUUGUGAGGCUCAGCAUUACCGGCGAGAGUGUUUGGCACUUUGCUUCAUUAUACGCCCCAAAGAAUAUACACACUGUGAGAGGACUCAUCGAUGGCAGUUUCAAGUCCAAGUUGAAUGAUAAUAAAAAGUCAGGUAGUAUAUCAUCAAUUCCAGUAUUGAAGAAAUAUUUAGAGCAAAGAAUUUUACGCGGAGAAUUUCUGGAAAAAGAGGAUUUAUCAACCUUGAGUGUCCUUUUGGGACAACAGAUCACUAGGAGCAUGACAUUUACUAUGGGAUCACAGAUUCUGGUCGCAAGGCAUUCAACAAAAAAUGGCAUCAAUGACAAUGGUAGUAGUAAUGGUAGUGGUGGCGUCAAUAAUACCGGCAAUAGUAGUAACUUGCAAUUUGCCGGGUCUUUUGUGACAUCUGAUUGGGUCGAGUUUCUUGACGGAGCUUAUGCAGAAGGCAAAAGUGUACAUGCCAAUCUUAUCAAAUCGAUUAUGGUGGUUUCGCUUAUAUCGUUAUCACCUGCAAAAUUAGGGAAAUUGUUACAAAAUAUGGGGAUAAACUCGUGGGCAACAUUGGACGUGGCACCUUUACUCGGCUCGCUAUUGACUUCUAGCGCAUUUCAAGAAUUGGUACCACAGAUACGGGAGACAAUUCCAUUUUUGCAACAUGAUGUAACUGAUUUAGUUGACGACCACAACAACAACAGCAGCAGCAGCAACAGCAACAGCAACAGCAACAGCAACAGCAACAACAACAAAAAUGUCGAUGAAAAUAAUAGCUAUGUUAAAGACUACGGGAAAAAUGAACCGAAGGUCAAGAAUGAGGAUAUUUCAGUGUUGAUGGAUCUUUUCCCGGAUUUGGAUGCAAGAAAGGCUAGACAUUUUUUGAAACAAUACAAUAAUGAUUCUGAACUUGUCACUGAUAUCUUACUCGAGAAUCCCGAUCUAAUAAAUCAAGUUACUCUUGACAAGGAUGAGACGGAAGAGGGGGAGCAAGAAGAAGAGCAAGAAGAGGAAAAUUAUGGAAUUGAAAAUAGUAUUGGGACAUCUGAGAUAAGUGCUAAGCAACUUGAAUCGCAAAUUCCUAGAAUCAAUACAACAAAACCUGUUGCAAAAAGAUCUGUUUACGAUGAGGAUGAUAUUUCGCAAGGUAAUUUUGCAAAUACAAAUGUUAUAUUUGGUAAAAAGAAACGCGAAGAGUUGACUGACGCGGAUUCGGACUUGAAAAAGAAGACUUUGAGUAGAGCUCUAAGACUUAUUUACGAAGACGAUGAAGAUGAGCCGGAUGAUACAUACGACGAUCAAGAAAGAACUACUGGCUCCACAUCGGAGUCAUUGCAAUCCCAACCAAAUUCUAAAAGAGUACAACCAGCGGAAGAUGGUAGAAAUCAAACAGGGAAUUCCACAGUGCUAGACGAUAGAGAGCGCUUUUUGUUUAGUGUUUACAAACGCGAUGGCGAAGAUUCCUUCUCUAAAGCAUUCCGCAAAUCGUCGCAACGUCAAAAAUUGAAAAAGGAAACUGGCUGGUCAGAUGAACAAGUUGAAGGGUGGUUACGGAUGUUGCUUAAAUCUCCUCGCCGCUUUAAGAUAUUUGAAGAAGACUAUCUAUAUGGAGGAGGGAACCCGAAUCGCAGAUCAGCGAGAAAUCGAAAUGAGGAAAGAGGAAGUCUGGGAGAGAAAGAAAAGAAAGAGGAUUUGAAAAGUUCAGACAGAAAUAUCAACACCACCCCCAUUACCACUUCCACUUCAAAUGCCAGUAACAAUGCCAGUAACAAUAACAGCAACAACAGUAACAGUAACGGCAAAAACAAGAAGAAUACAAACGCACCUUCUACAUCUUCCUCGAAAGUAGAGUCUAAACGAAAGCAAGCUCGCGGGGAAAAGAAUAAAGCCCUGGCGGCGAACCACAGCAGGAAAUCACAACAUGACAAGAAAUCAAAACAGGCUUUAAUAGGCAUGCAAUCAUCUAGUUGA
Messenger RNA from Lodderomyces elongisporus, 2286 nucleotides. RefSeq lists its product as uncharacterized. Gene Ontology annotation, molecular function: ubiquitin binding. The coding region runs from base 1 to 2286 and encodes 761 amino acids. The transcript has a single exon. NCBI's taxonomy places the organism in Eukaryota, Fungi, Ascomycota, Pichiomycetes, Serinales, Debaryomycetaceae. The record is from RefSeq and is a predicted model, not a curated record.